CGCUCUUACCGCCGUUUGCCGCGCGCCCCCUGGCGGCGCCGCCCCACCUCGCUCACCUCCAGUUCUAGCCCCAGCCGGACCCGGGGGCCCAUGAUCCCGGAGCUCCUCGGACCCUGGGCCGAGUCAUCUGCCAGCUCUCCGGGAGCGUCAUCCCCGCUGGCCACAGCGGGAUGGGCCUGAGUCCGGCCGCCAGCGGGGAGCACAGCAUCCGCCUCUCCAGGGUCCCAUGGCCACGCUUCAAGCUCACCUCGACGACCAGUACCACCAGUACCACCGGGUCAAGUGACACCCAACCUGUAAUUGGAACUGGACAGUCAAUCGUGCCCCACUCAGAGUCAGCGAGCUCUCAAGGGCUGUUGGUCCAGUUCCUGCCAAAGCAGUUCAAGCAAGGCCGUGAGUUAGAACAGGCCGGAAGCUUCCAGCAUGGAGAGAAGGCGGUAAUUAACUUGGAGAUCACAUCCAGCAAGAAGAGAACAGAGCUGAUUCCAACAACUAAGUCGGAGAUCGAAGUCAAACUAAAAAAUCAAGUAGUCGUGGACAAACCAAGACCCAGACCUGGAGACCUGAUUGAGAUUUUUCGAAUUGGCUAUGAGCACUGGGCCAUCUAUGUGGAAGAUGAUUGUGUGGUCCACCUGGCUCCCCCGAGUGAGGAGUUUGAGGUGGGCAGCAUCACGUCUAUCUUCAGCAACCGCGCCGUGGUGAAGUACAGCCGGCUGGAGGACGUGCUGCAUGGCUGCUCCUGGAAGAUCAACAACAAGCUGGACGGGACAUACCUGCCCCUCCCCGUGGACAAGAUCAUCCAGCGCACGAAGAACAUGAUCAACAAGAUAGUGCAGUAUAGCCUGAUUGAGGGGAACUGUGAGCACUUUGUCAACGACCUUAGAUACGGUGUGCCCAGGAGCCAGCAGGUGGAGCACGCCCUGGUGGAGGGAGCAAAGGCUGCAGGAGCCGUCAUCUCAGCAGUAGUGGACAGCAUAAGACCCAAAUCUAUAACUGCUUGAAGAUGCUGCGGAUUCCGAGUGCAGGAAGAGCCACCAACAGCUGCAGGGCAAAGAUGCACCUUCCUUCCCCUUUGCCUUCCUCACCCAGUGGCCCUGUUUAAGAAGACUAUGAAUAUUCGAAACAUCUAAGUCCACUGACCUCCACUGUGUGAAUGAAGGAGUGAUUUUGAUUGGAAGAUCUGAAAUUGUUCCUGUGGAUUUUACUCUGUGGAGAGCCAAAGUCACCCAAAAAAGCUAGAGAUGGUUUCCCCCAUGGCUCUGGAAAUGCCUGGAAAAUAUGAAGGACAUGGACAGCAUGCAUUAGCAAGAUGGAACUCUCAAAAUGUUUCUGAGAUCUUUUAGGCUGCUUGCUCAGGGGCCUUUCUUCUGUUGGAGGGAAACAGACACAAUGAAGAACUUCAGUGUUUGUCCGCCAUCCCUUUUUCAGCAUCCAAAACUUGGUCCCUCAUUCAGCUUUUUGGAUACAGGAGCCUUGGCACACUUCUUGGUUGGAGUUUCCUCUGCCCUUUCCCAUCAGCCUGUGUGCACGGCCAUCCUGGAUGCUUGCAGUCUGGCAAGCCCUGGUUUCUGCGCAUCGUGACUAGCAAGAAGCCAGUACCCAUGAUUCCCUUUCUUUGCCUCCCUGAUACCUGGAAGAUCAUCUGGGCCCCAACACGUCUUCUUUCAGUCUUUUAACUUGUGGCAUUGUCUGUGUUGAGACUUCCUUCGAGGCAGAACCUAAGCCCCAGGCCUCUACAAGCACAGCCUCUAGCCUUAAACUAACACUGUUAUGUUUUAGUGGACUCCUUAAUGAUUCAGAACUCUUGGACAGCGUUGAUGUCUAAGAAGCAAACAGGGAUUUGAUUAACAAACAGCUCCCCCACCAUAAAGUGUUUAGCGACUCUGAUAGUGAACUCCUCCACCUCUUGCUCACUGCUCUGGCUCUCUGGUGCGAACCCCAUAGGCAAAGUAUAUUAUCAAUUAUGUUCCCUCAUCCAUUAAAAAAAGCUAUAAGCAGUGGUUCAGGGUACCCAGGUGCCAGACCAUUGACAUUCUGCGUCAGUUAGGGAGAUGAAGACACAUGGGGCCGUAGACCACUUUCUGGACAGCAGUCCUUUCUGUUUUCAAGCUGUCUGUAAGGCCAUGAGCUCUGGAAUUCACAUCUCACACAUUCAAGAUGAGGAGGUGAGACUUUAUUAAAGCUUUUUUUUAAAGAAACAAA
Messenger RNA from Peromyscus leucopus (white-footed mouse), 2202 nucleotides. RefSeq names its product phospholipase A and acyltransferase 5 (gene Plaat5). Gene Ontology annotation, molecular function: A2-type glycerophospholipase activity; glycerophospholipid phospholipase A1 activity. The record is from RefSeq and is a predicted model, not a curated record. Gene Ontology annotation, cellular component: cytoplasm. Lineage: Eukaryota; Metazoa; Chordata; Mammalia; Rodentia; Cricetidae. The coding region runs from base 171 to 1001 and encodes 276 amino acids. Gene Ontology annotation, biological process: N-acylphosphatidylethanolamine metabolic process. The transcript is spliced from 7 exons.